Molecule: messenger RNA, 3144 nt
Organism: Cryptomeria japonica (Japanese cedar)
Lineage: Eukaryota; Viridiplantae; Streptophyta; Pinopsida; Cupressales; Cupressaceae
Product: protein NEDD1
Exons: 10
Coding region: 207-2648 (813 amino acids)
Biological process (GO): regulation of phragmoplast microtubule organization; regulation of microtubule nucleation; cell plate assembly
Cellular component (GO): kinetochore microtubule
Molecular function (GO): protein binding; gamma-tubulin complex binding
Source: RefSeq, a predicted model, not a curated record
CUUAUUUUGUUGCUUGGUUAAACGAACAGCAAACAAAUACGGAGCUAUUUUUACGAUAUGCUUUUUGGAGAAAUGAUAAUAAGGUUGGUGAUGAGUAACUGUUUGAAAUUCGAACUGGGAGCCCAACCCAUCAUUGCUCUCUGUUAAUAUUUCAGCGAAAGAUAAAUUUCAGAUGAUCAAAUGAAGUGUUGUAGAUAGUGUUGAGCAUGGCGGGCGGUGUGUCGCUUCUGGCAGCUUGCGGAGGGGACAGCGUAAAGCUCUUUGAUGUAUCGGUGGAAGCAGGGGAUCCUUGCUCUUUUCAUUACACUCCUACGCCAGCCUCCCAAAUUAACUGCGCCAAAUGGAACCAUACCAAUCUCGUAGUUGCCAGUGCGGGUGAGGAUCGGAAAAUCUCUCUGUGGAUGAAGAAUGGGCAGAGCGUGACAACUGUCUCGCAAUCCGUUAACGAUGGCGGCGAUUAUAUCGACGAGUCAAUUUUGGCCAUUUGCUUCAGCAGCAAGGGUUCCAGAUACCUAUGCUCAGGUGGUACAGGGAAAGUUGUUAGGAUCUGGGAUUUGCAACGGAGGAGAUGCAUCAAAUGGUUGAAAGGGCACACAGACACAAUUACAGGAGUGAUGUAUAAUUGCAAAGAUGAGCAUUUAGCAUCCAUCAGUCUUAAAGGGGAUCUAAUUCUUCAUAAUCUUGCUUCUGGGGCAAGGGCUGCAGAAUUGAAGGAUCCACAUGAGCAGGUCCUUAGAGUGCUGGAUUACUCUCGAUCAAGCAGACAUAUCUUGGCAACUGCAGGGGAUGAUGGUUCAGUACAUAUCUGGGAUACUAUUAGUCGUUCUCCUAAGAUUUCUUGGUUAAAGCAACAUUCAGCACCUACAUCCGGUGUUUGUUUUUCACCUUCCAAUGAUAAGAUUGUUGUUAGUGUGGGCCUGGAUAAGAAGCUCUACUUAUAUGAUCCAGCGGUAAAAAAGCCCGUGUUUUGUGUUCCAUGUGAAGCACCAUUUUCUUCAUUGGCUUUCAAAGAUGAUGGUUUGACAAUAGCUGCUGGGACUAAUAGUGGGCGUGUUGUAUUUUAUGAUGUUCGGGGAAAACCACAACCUUUUACAAUUCUUCGUGCUUAUAAUACUUCGGAGGCAGUUACUAGCUUAUGUUGGCAGUGGUCGAAGCCCAUACUUGUGAAUGAUGUAAACUGCUCACUUGAGGCUGCUCUUCUAGGAGGAACAGGGGAAGAUUCAAUUCUUAUGCCAGAUCCACUUCCUGCAUCUACGAACUCAUCCCAUGGUUCCACUUCCAUGUCAGCUGCACCUGCUCGUACUUCUGGACGUCUUGCUUUCAGCACAACAGAUAAUUCUCCCAUAGGUGUGGUAUCGCCUGCUAAACGAUCACCAGUAGAGGAGAGUCAAGAUGGGAAUCAUUUGUGGACUAAUGGGACAGUUUCACGGUUACAGACCAGUAAUAAUUUCAAUUUUAAGGAUGACAUGGAGGUCUUUUCCCCUUUGGUGGAUGUUCAACCAAUUACUCCCUCUGUUGGAAGCUUCUGGGACAAUCGUGAUGAUCUGAAGAAAGAAGGCACUCUCAGUGACAAUUCUCGAAAGCCAGCCUGGGUCCCAUCACCAUCAAGUUCUGUAAGGAGAUUUCCCUCAAUUGAAGAACUGGGCCCUGAAUCUUACCUAUCCUUUGAGCGGAAAUCAAGCUUAAGACAGGAAGAUUCCCAAAUGAGGAAUUCAUCACCAAAGCUAGCUACUCCUCCGCCUGGGAUAUCUUUGAAGAGUGAUAGAUCUCCAUCUGUGACACCUCCAGAAGCCUGGGGCGGAGAUCUACAAAUGGAAAAGUUUAGCAUUCGUCAACACUCUGUUCAUAAUAUAUCAAGAUUUUCCUCUUCUUCGCCUCUGGAUUCUGGUCCUAUUUUAUCUAGCACAGUCUCGUCUGUCUCACAGGAUAGAUUGCCGUCUACCAUCUCUGGUAUAGCAGAUUUAUCAACAAAUGUGCAUUUAAUUAGUUCGCAAACCACAGGAACAGUGUUGACAAACACGGAGAAUGUUGCAAGUUCUGAAACUCUGCCUUCACUCACAAUUAGUGGAGUUUCUUCUUCCUUAAUAUCAAAACACACAACAGGACAGUCUAAUAGUGAAAUAUCAACAACAAUGCCAAUGGGGCUACCAAAGAAGUACAUGGCGUAUGUUGACAGAAAAGCAAAUUCCAGUUUGUCCAGGGGUAUUUCAUUUCCUGGUGAUGGAUCUUUGCCUAGUGCAGGCUCACCUAAACAAAAGAAAACAGGUGCAGAGAAAAGGGAGGAUAGAAACAGUCUGGAUACAAACUUGGAUGGAAAAAAGGAGCUAGAGAAUAUAGCUUACAUAAGGCCGGAUGUUACUUCAACUACAGUUUCUUCUAUACCAAUCAAUUUGGAACACAGUCAACAAGGGCACUCAUCAUUUGCACUUCAGUUGGUACAACGCACACUUGAGGAAAGUCUUGGUUCUGUACAGAGGGCAAUCCAUGAAGAUGUACAGAAUCUUCACCUUGAACUAUUACGCCAAUUUCACUUACAGCAGACAGAAAUGAGUACCUUUAUGAAAAAGGUGCUGGAAAAGCAAUCAGAUUUAAUGAAAGAAGUGCAAGCCCUACGAAUAGAAAAUGAGCAGAUGCGCCGGCUUCUUUAGAAAAAGAGCUUUGCAUUUUUGUACAGGCUUCAGAGAUAAGAGAUAUGUUGCAAUAUCCUUGCUGAGGAAUGUGAAUUUGGAGUUAACUAAUUAUUCAUGAGUUCAGUAUGCGAUUUGUCUCAGAAUUGCCUCUGUGUUACACUAUCUGGUUUCAGGCCUUUCUAUUGUUCUAGUAGAUCAUGACUGAGGCCAUACAAGCGUUGGUAGUAGAUGUUAUGACAUUAAUUUCAAUUAUACCUUACCAAUUUUUUCAAUACUCCAACAUGGAUUUCUUCACUAAUUGUAUUUCUUGGGGCAAGGCUUUGUACGUGGAUGAAUUUCCCCUACAAGCUGGGACACAAAUGAACAGUAUCCGGAGAGUUUGUUGUGGUGGUGGGGGUGAGGUGCGAUAGGGAAGUGUGUGUAUAAAUAGAGAAGUGGGCUGGUUGCUUAUUUUCUUGUUUAGAGCAGAUAACGAGGACUUCCAGUCAGUAAAUGGGAAGUAGUUUAAUCUUUA